Heterocephalus glaber (naked mole-rat) is the source of this 5693-nucleotide messenger RNA. NCBI's taxonomy places the organism in Eukaryota, Metazoa, Chordata, Mammalia, Rodentia, Bathyergidae. The record is from RefSeq and is a predicted model, not a curated record.
CCUUCCCCUGAGACCUGAGCUCGAGCGCUUCCCUCACCCCAGGGCUGCCUCCUCCAGGCCCUCGCCUUCCUUUCGGCGAAACUGGGCUACCCUACCCUCGGUCACCCCCUCGGAUCCCGCGGAGCCCCUUUCCAUUCUGGACCCUGUUCCCGCGCCUGCGCUGUGUUGACGCCUGGGACCCCUCAGCGACUGCGACUCACCCCUCCCCCGCCCUGGCUCCGCCAUUUGCUCCCCUCCGACCAUUUCUCCAGGAAUUAAUUCAGCCUCAGCUUGGCUCCCGCCCAUUUUACUCCCAGCUCAGCUUGUGGAUCAGGCACCCACAUAGCGGGAGCUCCCCUCGUUCUCUCCAGUUCUCUGAGGUGUAACUGGGGGGAGAGGUGCCUUGGUCCCUGGGGUGGCAGAGGUUGGAGACAACCGGAAGUAGGGUGAAUGGGCAGAGCUGGCUCAAGCCUGCACUGCCUGUUUCCCUCAGUUCCCUCCCACCUUUGCAGGGAGUUUUUUGUCCUUGGGUGGCAUCUAAGAAGAGUUCAGCUGGUUCGCAAGAAGCACGUGUUGUCCUGCUUCCGAGAUGCCCUUUUGAGGCAUGCCUCCUUGGUCACACAGCUGGUGGCUCAGGACCAGAGAGUCUGCAUCCACUUCAUAAGCAUGCUUUUUGGAUUUUUAUGCAGUGUGGAAGAUGGGAGUGUAACGGACCUCAGUAUUGAAGUCCUUGUCCAGCUUACGAUGCAGCUAAAACUGGAGCAGAUCAUCCAUUGCCUGCUGGAUGAGUGCCACAAACAGCUCUGUAACAUCCCCUCCAUGCAAGACAGCCUGGCCACCCUGACCCUUCUUGGCAAGUUGGUGGAUGCCAUCCCUGUUCUGGCUGAUGAGCUUGUGAAGGAGCAUGGCAACUUGAUAGAGCAUCUGAUGAGAGGCUUGGUGUACCCCAAUGAAGUGGUGCAGGCUUCUGUCUGUUACCUCUAUGGGAAGCUCUAUGCCUCAUCAGUGGCAGCUGAGUUGCUCUCAGGCCAUUUCCGGGAGAAGCUACGCCCUCUCUUCCUUUCCACCCUGGACAGUGCCCAAACAAAGGAGCUACAGAUCAACUGCUUGGGUUUGCUCAGGCAGCUGCUGAAGUAUGAUCUCUUCGUGUCCAUGAUCAUGAACAAGUUCAUACUGGCAGGAAAUGCUGAGAGUGUCGAGGGACCAUUAGGAGAGACCUCACUGCCUUUGGUGCUCAAAAAGUUUCUUCUCUCUAGAGACGAGUCCCUGCAGGUGGCCAGUACCCAGUGUAUAACUUCAGUGCUGGUCCACUCCCCGGUGAAGCAUGCCGCGGCCUUCAUCCAUGCUGACAUCCCAGAGUUCAUCUUUGAGCAUCUUUCCUCUUCCAACGAAGUGCUUGUCUGGUCCAGCUACAACUGCUUGAUACUCCUGGUGGAAGAGCCACUCUUCUUUUCCAAGUGCCACACAGUGUAUGGGAUCGAGGCGGUAGUGAGGAGCCUUCAGGGAAGCCUAAAGAUGACCAACACAGAGCUACACAAGCAGGGCCUGCUGCUCUUUGCUGAGAUCUUGACCCGGCAGCCGGAGGAGAUCCGGUUGUUCACAAGCUCAGCCAUGUGUGGAGAUGCUGCCCAUACCCUCCAGGAGGCAGUGAGCAGCCCUGUGCUGGAGGUGGCUGGUGAAGCAGUGAAGGCUACUUCCGCUUUUCUGAGGAAGGACCAUCAGAGUACUCCACCUGUGCAGUACACAGCACUGAGGGCCUUGCUGGAAGCCAUGCUGAGCCGGUGUACAGAGUUUUCCCAGACCUCGAUGAACGUGAGGGCUUCGGGCCAUCCCUGCAGUAGAGAGUCAGAGAAGGCCAUCCUUCGAAGGGGAAAGUUCCUCCUGAGCACUCUGGAAGGGUUUAAAAAUGCCUGCAGGUUGGCUGUGGAAUUCCAGGAUGAGCCUUUGGCCCAGGAGAAUCCCUUCACAGCUCCCAGCGCCGAGAAAGAAGACACCUUGGAGGGCUUCUCAGAAUUUCUUCUUAGUGCCUGUGACUCCCUGUGUAUCCCCAUGGUGAUGAGGUACUUGGAGCAGACCAUCCACCCAGGCUUGAUGGAAGUUUUCCUCUCGAUUCUGUGCAGCCUCUUUGUCAUCGUCCCCCACAUGAAGGAGAAGUUCUCUAAGAAGCUUGCUGCUUCAUCCUUCAUACGACUAACCCUGGAGCUCAAGGCCAGAUUCUGCAGUGGCCCAAGUCACUCAGCCCUAAACCAGGUGUGUUCCAGUUUCCUCUACUACAUGUGCUUCAGUCUCCUCUCAGCUUCAGAGAAGACAGGACUGCUUUCCUCAGAAGAACUCACUGCAGUAUCUGAGCUCCUCCAGGAGGGGCUGCCCCAGAUAAACAGCAGGGUCCCGGAAAGCCUUGCCUUCCUGUCUGAUUGCCAGUAUGUGGAGGGAGCUGCUCGCCAGAAACAGUACUGCAUCCUGCUCCUCUUCUACCUGGCUUACAUUCACGAGGACAGGUUUGUCUUGGAGGCAGAGUUAUUCGUUUCUGUGCAGUGCCUCCUCCUGUCUCUUCAGAACCAGGGUGAGCGACCCCCACCAAUGGUCUUCAGAGCCUCCAUCUACCUGCUUGCGAUCUGCCAGGACAAGGACAGUGCACUGGAUGAGGCUGUGAUCAGUGCAAUCAGAAAAUUCCUAGAGGGAAUCUCAGGCCUGCACCUGGUCUAUACUCACCACCCUCUCCUGCUCAAGUUCUUCCUGUUGUAUCCAGAGCUGAUGAGUAGGUUUGGGCAUCGUGUCCUGGAACUUUGGUUCUCCUGGGAACAUAGCAGCUAUGAAGAACUGGAUGAUGUCCCUUUGGCUGUACAGUUGAACCUUCCUGCCAGCUUAGCAGCUCUGUUCCAGAUACUCAGAAGCAGCCCCAGCAUCCUUCUUAUUUUGGUGGACCUUGUCUAUUCUAGCCCAGUGGAUGUAGCCCGAAAGGUGCUGAUAAUUCUGAGGACCUUCUUGAGGAGGAACAAGGAUAUCCAAGUGGGUGGUCUCAUCCGUGGCCACUUCCUGCUCACCCUGCAGCACCUGCUGGUAGAGCAUGAGACCUCCCCCUCAGGAGCCUCAGGCAACCUGCCACUCCUCCUGAGUCUCCUGUCCUUGGUGCAGCUGAGGAACAAGUCAGAGCAAGAACUGGACAGCAUGGCCAUGAAGCUCCUUCACCAAGUGAGCAAGCUUUGUGGGAAAUGUAGCCCUAUGGAUGUGGACAUCCUGCAGCCCUCCUUCAAUUUCCUGUACUGGAGCCUUCACCAGACCACACCCAGUAGUCAGAAAAGAGUGGCUGCAGUGCUCUUAAGCAGCACAACCCUGAUAGAGCUUCUGGAGAAGACGCUGGUGCUCACCUGGGCAGACACAGGCUCUCCUCCGUGGACAGAGGGAGGCUCUCCCAGGAGCGCACUGCUUUGUUCUGCCUGGCUGCUCGCUGCUUCCUUGUCUGCCCAGCAGCAUGAUGGCAACUUGAAGGUUCACCAGACUCUGUCCGUGGAACUGGACCAACUAGUGAAGACCCUCAGCUUUCCGAAGAAAAAGGCUGCACUGCUGUCAGCUGCCAUCUUACGCUUCCUGCGGACAGCCCUGCAGCAAAGCUUUUCCUCUGCUCUAGUGGUCCUGGUGCCCUCAGGGGUCUGGCCACUGUCAGCCUCCAAGGACACUGUCCUAGCUCCACUGGGGACAUCACAAGUGCUGUACCUGAUUGUCGGGCUCCAGAACCUCUUGGUGCAGAAGGACCCUCUAUUGUCCCAGGCCUGCCUUGGUUGCCUGGAGGCCUUGCUCGACUUCCUGCAUGCUCGUAGCCCAGACAUUGGUGGCAGAACCACUGAGCUAAAUCCCCGGCCCCAGGGACUGGUGUUUCUUACAGCACUCCACGUGGCCUCCCAGCCCUGGCAUCAGUUUUUGCUGUCUACUCUCUUGGAUGCUGGAGAUAAUGCUUUCCUCAGACCUGAGAUAUUGAGGCUCAUGACCCUGUUUGUGCGGUAUAGGAGCAGCAGCAUCCUCUCCCAUGAAGAGGUGGGUCACCUUCUGCAAGACAAGGCUUUGGCUGACCUGUCUACUCUCUCAGACACCACUCUGCAGGCCCUGCGUGGCUUCUUCCUGCAGGUCCAGAGCAUGGGCCUCUUAGCUGAUCACAGUAUGAUCCAGACCCUGCAGGCCUCCUUGGAGGUCCUUUCCAGCACCUCCUCAGCCCAGCCACCCCUGGAGGACAUGCUCUUCCUGGGAGGGGUGGCCGUAUCCCUGUCCCACAUCAGAGACUGAGCAUCAGGACUUGAAGGCCCAGAAACCAAAAGAAGUGAGACCAGGAGACAAACUCAGGGCAUAAUUAUUGGGAAGAGGAUGACAAUCACAGCCAUUCCUCUGGAACCAUCUACUCCAAUGGAAAUGAAAUAGUGCAAAUGGAAUCAGGAACUAAAAUGAUACAAACAGUUCAGUCUGAACUCAUUUUGUCUCCCUGGACCUGGCUUUUCAGCCAGUUGGAUAGUGGAUUGUUUCAGCAAGAGCUGGAUGGGUUCCCUGGGGAGAGCGAGGGUACGUUUGUUAAGACAGUGACACCUAAGGAGUGCCUGCCUGCUGCCUCAGUUGUAUCCAGUGAACACAAGUCAGGCCAUAACUAUCAAUUUGGGCUGCUGUAAUCCUAGUGCUCUGAGUCACCUCACCUCUUGUGGAACUGGGGAGAGGUAUAAUUCCCAGGCAAGGAAGGUUCAAAUUCUUCUCAGCCUUCCUAGCUCAUUGACUCUGCCCCAGUUUCAGCCCUUCACUGGCUAAACUAGGUCCUCCCCCUGCUGCUUUCCCUCCAAGCUUUUUUUUUUUUCUUUUUCCUUUUUGGUACUGAGGAUUGAACCCAGGGUCUUUGCACUAAGCUAUAUUCCCAGCCCUUCUUUAUUUUUUUAUUUUCACAUACGGUCUCACAAAGUCACAGAAAUUACCCAGACUGGACUAGAACUUGAGAUCCUCCUCCUCAGCUUCCUAGAGUCCUGGGAUUAUAGUCAUGUGCCACACCUGGUUUCUGACAGCUUGUGUUUCUAUGCCUGCCUGGGCAGUGCUUAUUUAAUCUUUGUCUGUGCUUGGUGCUGGUACUCACAUUGCACUCCACAACUGUGCCAGCUCCUGUUCCAAGUGUAGCCCACUGGACUUCUUAGCUCCUUUGCUCCUGACGAAGGCUCCCAGGCCCCUAAAUGCCCACUCCACCCUUCCUCCUGGGGUCUGGCUGUCCUGAUCCCCCGCAAAACUGGGACUGAAGCUCUUCCUAACCAAUGGAUCAAGAAUUUGGUUUAGAAGUUGGUGGACCGGAGGUGAUGGUGGUACUCCGUAUACAGGCUCUACUAGUUCCUUUUUAAAAAGAAAAGAGGCCCUGGGAUUUACUCAGUGGCACCGUGCUUGUCUCACAAGCGCAAGGUCCUGAGUUUGAUCUCUGGUACCAAAAAUAAAUAAAUAACCAAAAUAAAAAAGAUAAAAGAGCUAGUCACUACCCACUAAACUGAUGCUGCGAACUGCAGUUGAAAAAACACGGUCAUAGAUGACAAAGCGGUUUCUGGGUGCGCUCGUGGAAGGUUUUCCGGCUGGCCGGGGAUGCGGCCCCAGUUUGCUGGCACGCCCUUUAAAAUAGGCAUAGGCCCCACUUGCAGUUAAACUUCCUCUGAGCUAGCCUUAAUACAGAACCACACCUGGGCACCCGCAGGAGCCGCUGAUCAAUU